This is a messenger RNA of Megalops cyprinoides (Indo-Pacific tarpon), 1823 nucleotides long. It is a transcript of the gene trmt2b, whose product is annotated as tRNA methyltransferase 2 homolog B. Gene Ontology annotation, biological process: RNA processing. The record is from RefSeq and is a predicted model, not a curated record. NCBI's taxonomy places the organism in Eukaryota, Metazoa, Chordata, Actinopteri, Elopiformes, Megalopidae. Gene Ontology annotation, molecular function: tRNA (uracil(54)-C5)-methyltransferase activity, S-adenosyl methionine-dependent.
AAUAAUAUCAGAUAAUAUCUGUUUUUCCCCUUUCAGCUACAGUAUGUCUACACUUUGAUUAAGAUCAAUAGUCCCAUACUUGAAGUGCAGAGCUGUUUGUGCUGUAGGACACGUUAAUCUAUGCAGUGCCUCAAAGGAUGUGAUGACUACUGAGGAUCUUGGAAACUCAGAAGGACCAUUUCCUGAGGAAAAAAAGAGAAAGAAACUCAGAAAGUUACCACGGACUGAUGUAAGGUCCUGGGAAGAAAGAUUGUCUGAUGUAGUAACUCCACUAUGGCGUCUGAGCUACGAGGACCAGCUUCAGUUGAAGUAUGACCAGCAGAGGAAGAUCCUCCUCAAGAUGUGUGAUCUCCUUAGAGCAGAGUGUCAGAAAUCUGUCAUGGACGAGGAGGCAUCCUCCAUUUCCCUACUGCCCAUACGACCAUCACCGGUCAAGGAGGGCUACUGCAGCAAGUCUACCUUCUCGGUCAACAGGGGGGCAGAUGGCAACCCAAAGACAGUGGGGUUCUACGUGGGCACCGGGAGGACCCAUGAUAUCGUCUGCGUCCACGUCGACCACCUCCUGACCACGCCAGAGAGGCAUAAGCUGGUGGCGAGGCACUAAGAGGCCUUCAUCCGUAUCUCCCCCCUGGAGCCCUGCUUCCUCCACAGGGGCGGGCACUGGCGGGAGAUCACGGUGAAGACUAACAUGACGGGAGAUGUCAUGGCCAUUGUGUACUUCCACCCCCAAAGCUUAACCUCUGAGGAGAUUAGCAUCCACAAAGCAGCCCUUCUGGAGUAUUUCACCCAGGGGCCUGGCACAGCCUGCCAGCUGGACUCCCUGUACUUCCAGGAGAGCUCCAUGAUGCACUGCAGCAGUGAGCGCUCCCCCUACCAGCUCCUGUACGGUGUGCCGUACAUUUAUGAGGAGGUGCUAGGCUUUAAGUUCCGGAUCUCUGCCAACGCCUUCUUCCAAGUGAACACUGCAGCAGCGGAAGUCCUAUAUGGGGCAGUGGCGGAGCUGGGUGGCAAGGCUUGGGGUGGAACACUCCUGGAUGUGUGCAGUGGCAUUGGAGCCAUCGGAAUCUCAAUGUCUGGUCACACAGAGAGGGUGAUCGGCAUUGAGGUCGUGGAGCAGGCCGUGAGGGAUGCCCAGGACAAUGCCUCUGUCAAUGGUGCACUGAACUGCAAGUUUCUGCCAGGGAAGGCGGAGGUGGUGCUGCCCCAGCUGAUGUCCUCGCUGAGCUCAGAGCAGGCUGUGACAGCGGUGGCUAACCCUUCUCGAGCAGGGCUGCACUACCGCGUGAUGCAGGCUCUCCGGAACCUCCCCAACAUCCACCGGCUCAUUUAUGUGUCCUGCAAACCAGAGGGCGAGGCCAUGAGGAACUUCCUCGAGCUCUGCUGCCCCCCGGACCUACAAAAGACGCUAAUAGGAGAGCCUUUCGCCCCGUCCAUCGCGGUCCCAGUAGACAUGUUUCCCCACACCACACACUGUGAGCUUGUGCUGGUGUUUGAAAGAUAGCAACUGCUGGAAAACUUUUAAAUAUAUGAGGCUGUUGCUGGGCCAAACGCUUCAAUGCAGCACGUGACAUUCAUUUUAGGGUGAUGUACUAAAAGGAUUUAAUGUAAAAGUGAUCAACCUCGAAAUCUGAAGUAUAACCUGUCGCAACAGCUUGAUUUAUAUGAAAGAUGUUCUUGAUCAUAUCUAAGUUUCAUUAAUGUUUAAUACUAUUGUUUAUGGUCACAUUAUUACCAGCUCAGAUACAUGGCCACGUUGUUUCACUAGAUGGCGCUGGAAUGCUAGUCUUGCUCAUAAAUUCAUGCUUGCCCUCAGCAACAAAAAA